AUGACGAAGUACGAACUGAAGCUGCAGUACUUUGACGAGUGGAUGCUGCGAUGGCGAAAGUUCCAGACGGAUUCCGAUUGGGAAAUUGAGAAGAACCGCCAGUGGUGGCGUCAGUGCAACAUGGUCCUCACUGGAGCGUUGUUUGGGUCACUGGUGCUCUACACCGCGGGGACCGCUACGCUGAAGCGGCAGUAUGGCCUUCCCCACUUCUUCGACGUUGGUGUGGACGCGCAGGUCAAGCAGACUGUGCUGGAGACGUUGACCUCGCGCUGGCGUUACACCCCGCAAGGCUACUUCCGUGUGUUGCUCACCGGGGUCCCCACCUACCUGCUUUUUGUUUCCCUCGAGCACCACCAGGAGAAACGGCGCAUGCAGCAGUACGUGAAGCAGAACACGGUGUUUGGAGAACAGAUGCGCCGCUUUCUCAACACCGGCAAAAUUGAGGAGUACCUUGCGGUAAACAUUAAGGGAACCCUUCCGCCCUCGCAGCGAAGUAUUUACGCCUACUAG
Trypanosoma rangeli is the source of this 510-nucleotide messenger RNA. RefSeq lists its product as uncharacterized. The coding region runs from base 1 to 510 and encodes 169 amino acids. The transcript has a single exon. The record is from RefSeq and is a predicted model, not a curated record. NCBI's taxonomy places the organism in Eukaryota, Euglenozoa, Kinetoplastea, Trypanosomatida, Trypanosomatidae.